This is a messenger RNA of Rhinolophus ferrumequinum (greater horseshoe bat), 1542 nucleotides long. RefSeq names its product butyrophilin-like protein 9. Gene Ontology annotation, biological process: T cell receptor signaling pathway; regulation of cytokine production. The record is from RefSeq and is a predicted model, not a curated record. Gene Ontology annotation, cellular component: external side of plasma membrane. Gene Ontology annotation, molecular function: signaling receptor binding. The transcript is spliced from 4 exons. Bases 109 to 834 code for a protein of 241 amino acids. Lineage: Eukaryota; Metazoa; Chordata; Mammalia; Chiroptera; Rhinolophidae.
CAAGACUCUUUACAACAAUCAUCUGCUUUGCAGUGGAGUUGGGAUUGCCAGGGCUCAUUGCCAUUUCGGACCCUUUGCUGCAACCUGCCAGGUGGCCCCACUGCUGAGAUGGUAGAUUGCCCAGUCUUCCUGGACUCCUUCCAGCUCCUACCUCAGCCCAGCAGUCUCUUCUUCCUUCUCUUCCUCUGCUUCCCGCCUGGGGAGCCAAACUCAGAGGAGGUCAAGGUGGUUGGCCCUGGGGAUUCCAUCCUGGCGAUCGUCGGGGAAGAGGUGGACUUCCCGUGCCACCUGUCGCCAUACCUGGACGCCGAGCACAUGGAGAUCCGCUGGUUCCGCAGCCAGGCCUCUGAGGUGGUGCACCUGUACCAGGGGCGACAGGAGCUCCACGGGCGGCAGAUGGCGCAGUUCCGGAACAGGACCAAACUCGUCAAGGACGAGAUCGCCUAUGGAAGCGUGAUCGUACAUCUCCACCGCGUGGUCCCGGCCGAUGAGGGCCCUUACGGGUGCCUCUUCCUCUCUAGCAACUUCUCUGGAGAAGCUGUCUGGGAGCUGGAGGUAGCAGCCACAAUUUGGAGAUUUUGUAGACCAAGGUCCAGAACCACAUCACUGUAUCUCUCACUGCUGCUGCCUCCCUGGGAUAGUCUCCAAACUGCCCCUGAAGAAGAGCUGCUCAGUGAGAGACCUGACAGAGCCCUAGGACUGGAACAGAAGCAGCAGGUGAGCUCAGCAGCAUGGGUGGGGGUGGGGCUGGCCCGAGUCUUCGUCCCUCCUGAGUCUAGAUUUAGAAGGGUGACCCAAGCAAACCAGGCCCAGCUCUCAUCUGCCUUCUACUGAUUUGGGAGCUCACAAUGUCGUUGUAGAACCAGGUACUGGCCACAGUUUAAAACUGUCACCUUCUUGCUGAACAAGUUGCUAUUAGUAGUUCAGAGAAGCAAGAGGAGGAGCCAAUAGCAUUAAACUAAGCAAGGUCAAUGCAAGGAAAUGGGUUAUUUAAGUGGAAUUAGGUCCCUCUGUCGGCAGUCAUGGGAGGGAACCUGAGACACAGUAAAAAGGAAGCUGACUCCUCUGGUUUCCGCUCUGCAAUGUAAAGAGCUUGGAAGCAUCACUCCCGUCCUUAGCAAAAGAAAACAACUGGACAAACUAAAAAACAAUGACUCUUCUUAGAUCCACCAGAGAAUUUGGGUCACAACUGUUGUCCUGAAAACUGGAGAGAGAGGUGGAUACAGAGAGUCAGUUUACCAAGAGCAGAAGACCAAGAGGAGAUGAUGGUGGUGGAGCCAGUCGGUAGGAACACUUACACUGGAAUUGACCAGCUGCCGGAGGCAGUGUGUGGACCAGCUUGAGAAUGCAAAACUGCAGAGGGACCAGUUUUAGUCCCCACAUUUUCUUGAGCUUUACCUCUAAGAGCCCUACCAUGUUCUCACGGUGAAUUUGGAGGAAAAUCCCCUCAGGCUUUCCAGCAGGGGCUGAGGAAAUGUAACCACUGUGAAAUAUGCCAGAGUACUCGGUUCUUCCUCCAGUUCUCUGGAAGAAAGGCCAGCA